This is a messenger RNA of Microthlaspi erraticum, 1173 nucleotides long. The record is from the annotation of a GenBank genome assembly. NCBI's taxonomy places the organism in Eukaryota, Viridiplantae, Streptophyta, Magnoliopsida, Brassicales, Brassicaceae.
AUGAUUCAUCAUUGCUCCAUCACGAAACCCACUUUCUCAAUUUCGAUCUCCACCCACAAGCACCAUCAUUCCACUAGCUUCUUCAAUUCGGGAUUCAGAAUCCGAUCCGAAUCCGGGGAUGUCUCGACCCGGGCCAAUGCGUUGUCCUUGUCGUCGGAGAUGGAGGGCUCGUCCUUGAAGAAGAAUCUGAUGGAGUCAGAAGCUCAAAAGAGCGAGCCUUACCCAGGAGGAAUGCCGAAGAUGGGUCCUUUCACAGGGAGAGAUCCGAAUGUGAAGAAACCUUCGUGGUUGAGACAAAAGGCACCACAGGGCGAGAGGUUUCAGGAGGUCAAGGAGUCGCUAACUCGCCUCAAGCUCAACACUGUUUGCGAGGAAGCCCAGUGCCCUAAUAUCGGCGAGUGUUGGAAUGGAGGUGGGGAUGGUGUAGCAACUGCAACCAUAAUGGUUCUUGGCGACACUUGUACUCGUGGCUGUAGGUUUUGUGCAGUUAAAACCAGUAGAAAUCCUGCGCCUCCUGAUCCCAUGGAGCCAGAGAACACUGCCAAGGCCAUAACUAGUUGGGGUGUAGACUACAUAGUUAUUACCAGCGUAGACCGUGACGAUCUACCUGAUGGUGGAAGUGGACAUUUUGAGCAGACUGUUAAAGCUAUGAAGAGACUUAAACCGGAUAUAAUGAUAGAGUGCUUAACUUCUGAUUUCCGAGGAGACUUGGAAGCUGUCGACACUCUUGUACACUCAGGAUUGGAUGUUUUUGCUCACAAUAUCGAGACUGUGAAAAGGCUCCAGCGACUUGUGAGGGAUCCUAGGGCUGGAUAUGAGCAGAGCAUGUCGGUUUUGAAGCACGCAAAGAUCAGCAAGCCUGGAAUGAUCACAAAGACAUCCAUAAUGCUUGGCCUUGGAGAAACAGACGACGAGUUAAAGGAAGCAAUGGCUGAUUUAAGAGCUAUAGAUGUUGACAUUCUAACACUUGGACAGUAUUUACAGCCAACUCCUUUGCAUUUGACUGUGAAAGAGUAUGUCACACCUGAGAAGUUUGAUUUCUGGAAAACAUACGGAGAAUCAAUUGGAUUUCGAUAUGUUGCAAGUGGUCCUCUGGUAAGAUCUUCAUACAGAGCAGGGGAGCUUUUUGUGAAGACAAUGGUUAAAGAAAGCUACGCUAAAUCUUUGCCUUGA